Nerophis lumbriciformis (worm pipefish) is the source of this 888-nucleotide messenger RNA. It is a transcript of the gene zfand1, whose product is annotated as zinc finger, AN1-type domain 1. Gene Ontology annotation, molecular function: zinc ion binding. Gene Ontology annotation, biological process: cytoplasmic stress granule disassembly. The record is from RefSeq and is a predicted model, not a curated record. Gene Ontology annotation, cellular component: cytoplasmic stress granule; cytoplasm. Lineage: Eukaryota; Metazoa; Chordata; Actinopteri; Syngnathiformes; Syngnathidae.
CAUGAGUCUAGUCUGCCGGAAAUUGACAGUAGAAGAAGAAAAAGCAAAUGGCGGAACUCGACGUUGGAAAACAUUGUCAGCAUGAGUCUUGUCACCAGAAAGACUUUCUGCCAUUUGUUUGCGAUUCUUGCAGUGGAGUUUACUGCCUUCAACACAGAAGCAGAGAAGCCCAUUCAUGUUCAGAGGAGCCUGUGAAAAGAGAAGCGUCUACUGGAAGCGUCGUCAUAAACCAUCCCUGCUCUUUUGAAGAGUGUAAAGAGAAACAACUACUUCCUGUCAUCUGCCCGCAGUGUGAAAAACACUUCUGCCUGGCCCACCGUCAUCAAGAUGAUCACAAGUGUGAGAAGUUGGAGAUCCAAAAGCCUCGAAUGGCAGCCACCAAAGAGCUUGUGCAAAGGAUUGUGGAGUCAAAGGAUGGAUCCAAAAGCAAAGGACGUAAAGGAGCAAAGAACAGUGCCACGGCUGCCAAGGUAGCGUUGAUGAAACUGAAGCUGCACGCUGUAGGAGACAAGGGGUUGCCACAGACAGAAAGAACCUAUUUUCAAGUGUAUCUACCUAAAGAGUCUGAAGUCAGCAGUCAGCCUAUGUUCUUCUGCUCCAAAUGGAGCGUUGGGAAGGUGGUGGAUUACGCGGCCUCGCUAGCUUCCCUCAAGAACAACAACAACGUCCUCGCAGCUAAGAAGCUGCGUCUCUGCCAUCCCGUCACAGGUAAGGCUUUGCGUCAGGAUGACAGCCUGCACUCCCUGCUGACCAGCCCAGAAGACCCCCUGCACAAUGGGGGCAACGUGAUCCUGGAGUACCUGGACAAUGACAGCUCUGGCCUGGAGGACGUUUGUCAAUACAUUACCAUUGGCUGAACUCCUAAAAUGUAAACUAUACAGAAAAUAA